Corticium candelabrum is the source of this 2316-nucleotide messenger RNA. RefSeq names its product forkhead box protein N2-like. Gene Ontology annotation, molecular function: cis-regulatory region sequence-specific DNA binding; DNA-binding transcription factor activity. Gene Ontology annotation, cellular component: nucleus. Gene Ontology annotation, biological process: regulation of DNA-templated transcription. The transcript is spliced from 6 exons. Bases 373 to 2097 code for a protein of 574 amino acids. The record is from RefSeq and is a predicted model, not a curated record. Lineage: Eukaryota; Metazoa; Porifera; Homoscleromorpha; Homosclerophorida; Plakinidae.
CAGCGUUCGAUCACGAUUGCACGCGCGGGCGUCAAGAACAAGCACCCUGUUUAGCAGCAGCCCAUUGUCUGCGAGCUGGCUAAUCUGAUUGAAAACGCCUUCUAUUCGUAGAAAGGCGGUCUCUUAUGUGUCACUUCGUUGCUACAGGUCGUUGCUAGGGAGCUGUGGGCAUUCGAUUCUCAUCGAUACGCGCGUCAACUGAUCGUAGCAUAAACAGUCUGCGUUUCCACGCCGACUGUGCUAUUGGUAGUGCUGGAGUCGUGUAGUAAUACUAACUGGGGAACAUAACAGAGAGAUAGUCAGAAAGGAAGAGAACACGUGGCGUGACGGUUGAAGAACGCUUUCAAAUUUGACGAAACAACUAGACGUAGGAUGGCCGAUCACCAGGACUACACUACCAUAAAAGCAACCGUGCGAGAGCCUGCAUUACAAGGUAGCAAGACUGCAGACAAUGUAGCUACAGACAAGCCGGACUUGACAACGCGUUGGGCCAAGUCGUUUGACGCCGCUUCUCUGCGGCAAGAAAUGGCACAGAAACAGGCGGCAGACGACGAAGACGACGACGAGUCGAUGGAUCGGUUAUCUAUAAGCUGUUUCGGUAAGAUAACGACACAGAAACUGGGAGAGUGUACACAAGACGUGUACGACGAGUUGACCAGUCUGACGUGGCUCCACAACUCUGACCUGCUGAGGGAUUUCAAAUCAAAUGUACCUCUCGACCCGUUCGACAGUCUGCCCAAUGGAGUGGCUUUGAACUCUGGUCGUGUAGGACGCGAACACGACCCCUACUCGGUUGCCAUAACAGCGCAAUACUCAGGCCACGCUAUCACCAGUUCAUUGUCUUCAUGUAACAGCUCGAUUGGUCGACGGUCUGCUUCCGGGAAACCGCCGUAUUCGUUUGCUUGUCUUAUUUUUAUGGCCAUAGAGGAGUCGCCGACGAAGAACCUUCCUGUGAAGGAUAUCUACAAGUGGAUUGAGGACAAUUUUGAGUAUUUCCGGUCUGCACCGACUGGCUGGAAGAAUUCUGUCCGCCACAAUUUGUCUCUGAACAAAAGUUUCAAACGAAUCGACAAGCAGAAGGGCAUGGCUCCUGGUAAGGGCUCUCUGUGGAUGGUUGAUCCUAUCAAUCGUUUCAGUCUUUUGCAAGCUCUCAAGAAGACUCAUCAUCAAUCGUUUGAACAUUACAUUACUGACAAGACUGCUGGCAAUACAAGAGCAGUGUCCAGCAGAGGGUCUGACAGUUCUCUGUCUGAUGUGGACUCAGAGCCUCAUUCCAAAAGACUAUGUGUGGAUAUUGCUCCUGAUGAAGCUCAAGCAGUUGAAAUAAUGUGCUCAUUUUAUAAUCCUCGUGCCAUUCAUGAAGGUCCAGUGAGCAUUUCCGGUGCAAAAUCUUCUAGUGACUGCUCUACUCCUCCUCUUGUAGUACCUGUAGCAACAUUCGCACCUACACCGGCAACUCCUGCCACUGAACAACGUAUUCAGGGUAGUGGCCAGCUUAUGCAUCACGAAAUGACUGCCUUCCAGCCGUCGUCACAUGGCUCUCGUCGAAGGAACUUGUUUAGUACUCUUGCAACUGUAGCAACUUUAACAAAAGACAUUGAGGAGAAUCUGAGUAGGAACAACAGUGAACGAUCAAGUCCAGUUCAAACACGACGUGCUAGAGCAGCAAAGGCUGCGAUAGAGGAGAUAGACACAGCUCGACUCUUACAUGCAGCAGUUGCCAAGAGAUUGGCAGAAGAGACUGGCAAGAAGUCAUCUGUAGACGGAGACUUUGAUUUUGAGAAUAAUUCUGGAGGAAUACACAGACAGCAAAAGGAAGAUGAUGAAGAAGAUGAUGAGUUGUCUAAGUCUCACAGCAAUGGACUUGGUGAUAGUGGUUAUGGUGGACAGGAAACAAAAGUCAGUGAUAAUCACUCACAGCUACAAGUAGAAGAACAAGGAAUGGCAGACAUUAUAUUGGAGGCUGACAAACUGUUGGCCAUGAGAGACAGAAAGACACAGCUCUCGCAAAGUGAAAAAACUAUAGGGAAGAAUGAUGUGAAUCAGUCCGGUUUCAGUAGUGAAUUGAUUUCAGGAUUUGCAAUACAUGCCUCAUGAUGAUUGGUGUUCUUGAUGUUGUCACUACUGUCUGCAGAGAGAUGGAACUCUGUUGCAAGAAAUUUGUGAAUUAUAGAUGAAAUAGAUAGUAAGGUUCCCUCCGUUUUGUAGGAGGAUGCUGAACGCCUUCAUGCCUCUAGUUUGUACAAUAUUUUGUGCCUUGUACAUGAAAUUUAUAAGAUGGCAAGAAGACAGACAUACACAUGUAUGUUGCCAUGA